Molecule: messenger RNA, 2785 nt
Organism: Xenopus tropicalis (tropical clawed frog)
Lineage: Eukaryota; Metazoa; Chordata; Amphibia; Anura; Pipidae
Product: provisional ortholog of carbonic anhydrase 15
Exons: 8
Coding region: 530-1501 (323 amino acids)
Molecular function (GO): carbonate dehydratase activity; zinc ion binding
Source: RefSeq, a predicted model, not a curated record
AUCACAGCCCUUGUUUAGCAUCAUCAAGGAACAUUUUCAUGCUUGUGUGGCUCACGAGUAAAAAAGGUAGGGGGUCCCUGUUUUAGAGAGUCCUUGGCAAUACAAAGCUCCCGGUGGACCACAAAUGUCCCUCCAUUUGGACAGUGUUUCACUGUAUCAGCUCUGGUCUUUUGCAAGUAGCAACAUGAAUUGAUACCAUAAAGGAACAAACUGCCUGCAACACACAUCUCAGCAGCUUCUAAUAGCAAUAUGUCCUUUCCAAUACACUACCUAUUACUACUCUCCAACAGACAAAGAGUUAAAAGAGUUAGUCCAGUACCACAGGAGGAGUCCAGCUGAUUCCUCUGCCCCCUCCCAAGGAGAAAAGUGUGAGCUGAAAAUUCAGCCCUGAUCCCAAUAAAUAUUUAAGUGAGACUUGGAGAGGCUAUGUGUCCAGUCCAGCUCUGUGUAAGCAAGAAGUGAAGAGUAAGUGAGACUGUUGCCAGACUCCAGAGCUUUCCUGCAGUCUGACACUUCUGAGCACGAGGACAUGAAGCUGCACCUGCUCUGCUUUACUUUCUUCACGUGGCCUUUAGUUGUACAUGGAUCUGGAGGAGGUCCUUGGUGUUACUCCUCUCAGGACCCCAAGUGUGGGCCAGAUCACUGGAAGGACAUCAGCCAUAACUGUGGGGGAGAGAGUCAGUCCCCUAUCAACAUUGAGAGGUCGAAAGUAAAGAGAGACAGCCAUUUGGGGGGAAUCAGUUUCCAGGGAUAUGACCAUGCAACACCUGGGCGGUGGAAGCUAAUAAAUGAUGGACACUCAGUGCUCUUGAGCCUUAGUGGAGAGGUGAUACAGAGUCACGUAAAUAUCAGUGGUGCGGGGCUGCCAAAUACAUAUCGUGCUCUCCAGUUCCACUUCCACUGGGGGAGCUCAACAAGGGAUGGAUCAGAGCACUUGAUGGAUGGCAAGCAAUAUCCCAUGGAGUUGCAUAUUGUUCACAUGAAUGCCAAGUACCAAAGUAUCACUGAAGCCAAGAAAGACCCCCAAGGCCUGGCUGUGCUAGGCUUCUUUUUUACUGUAUCAGAGAUUGACAAUCCCAGUUAUAACACUCUGGAAGCUGGUAUGAAGAAUGUGUCUUUGAAAGGGGAAUUUAUAGAACUAGAUUCCACCUUUCCACUGGAAAUGCUGCUUCCACCUCAUGACAAGCUUUCUAGGUACUACCGAUAUCAAGGAUCACUUACAACUCCAGACUGCUCUGAGGUGGUUAUAUGGACUGUGUUUGAGGAUCCGAUAUCCAUCAGCCAAAAACAGCUGAAAAUAAUGACAGAAACUGCCCAUUUCACUGCUAAUGGAGAGACACUGGUCAAAAUGUCAGACAAUUUCCGCACCCCACAGCCACUAAAGGGAAGAAAGGUCUGGGCGUCCAAGGAUGCUACUGUCAGUCAUUCCAAUGCUAUCCGUGCCUCAUUCCUCAGCAUGUGUCUGAUCAGCCUGGCCACCUGCAUAUUAUUGCUCUUCUGAUAGGCUCAGGUUGAACUACUCCAAACACAUUUUUGUUGGCUCCUGCACAAAAGGAACAUACAAUGCACUGAAGUGGAUCCAAGAAGAUCUAAACUUGUUCCUGAUUGCCUACAGUUAAGACAUUGCCAUAUUGUUGAGUCUCUGCACCAUCAAAAUCUGAUUUGAUAAUAUGAAAACAGAAGUUGUGAACUUUAACGCUGCCUUUAAGGUCAUAUCCUAAUUGCCAGAGGCAGAUCAAGAUCAAAAUGCACAAAUAUUUUUUGGCCCAUAGAUAAAGAAUGGGAAACCUGCAGAACUGUCAGUGACUUACUGGGAGUACAAUGCCAUCUCGAGAGCAAUGGGGUUUCAAAGAUUGCCCUUAUUAAGUGUCUGGGUCCCAUUGCACUUGCACUAGCUGCACUAACAGUAUUUCUGCCUUAUUUUUACAAUUAGACACAGAAACACUGAAACACAGAACUAGUUACUUUAUCUACCCACAGGUUAUAAAACACAGUCAAUGGGAUAGUUAUUGUUAUCCCAAUGAUUCUGAUUUAAAUAUUUAAGUACUUAAGUACUUUCCCCACAUUAAAUAUUGCAAUCUGGUGAUACUAAGGGAAUGGGUGAUCACAAAACACAUUGCACUGCCUUUAACUAACACUACAGUCUUAAAAAUGCAAAUACACGUUGUUUUGGAUAAUAAAAGAAAUUCUUCUCCUGCUACAUGUGUCAGAACCAACAGUGCACAAGGGACCAACAAAUACUUCUUCUAGGGAAUUGCAACUGCAUUUAAAAAUAACUUGAAAUCUAUUGAAAAUGCUUUUGCCUUGAUUGUUUAAAUUAUUCCUGCGUAACUGAAGGUGAGACAGAUAUUUUUAGCAAACCACUCUUCUUCUUUUGUAACUGAAUGUAUUCACUAAAGGUGCUGAGAUCUCUGCAGUGGAUGGAUAUUAUAGAAUAAAGAGAAACAUUACUGAAUAGAAUUCCCCCAGGGAGAGAAUGCUGUGCUUAUUGCCUAAAUUACACUGUGGUUGAGGUAUGAAUGUCUGAAUUAUAGAAAGGGAGCAGAUUACCUAUGUGUUGUUCAUGGUGAUUUGAUUAUGUGAUCUGUAACAUUAUUUUAAUUAUAUUUUACUUCUUUAUUUGCACCAAAAAAAAAAUUACACAUUAUUUUCUUACAAUAACUUAACUGUGUCUUGUAGGUUUUUUUUUCCCAUUUGUCAUGCUCAGGGGUGGAGUUAUAGAUGAGACGGUACUGGUCAAUGAAGGAAAGCUGAACUUUAAAAAUAAAAAGCUGCUGUCAAACUA